UUCUCUCUUGCUUUCUCUCUCUCUCUCUCUCUCUCCCUCCUUUCCCCCUCUCUCUCUCUCUCUCUCUCUCUCGCUCUCUUUCUCUUUUCCUCGAUACAUUCGUGCACAACGUGCGUCGUCGGCCCUUUCGAUGCUCCUCAAAGUGUACAACACGCAGAAAGACCAGAUACAGAAGAAAGCCAAGCUAAAAGAUAUUUUCUCGUCGGAUUUUGUCGUAAGAGGAUGCAGACCGGGGAAGACAGUGACGAUGUCGGAGGGAGAAGUACGUGGACUUUGUUUGAAGUCCCGUGAGAUUUUCCUUCAACAACCGAUAUUAUUGGAAUUGGAAGCACCUCUUAAAAUUUGCGGUGAUAUUCAUGGUCAAUAUACGGAUUUAUUGCGGCUCUUCGAGUACGGUGGCUUCCCACCUGAGGCUAACUACCUGUUCCUCGGUGAUUACGUUGAUCGUGGAAAGCAAUCGCUCGAGACCAUAUGUCUUUUGCUAGCCUAUAAAAUCAAAUAUCCAGAGAAUUUCUUCCUGCUGCGCGGGAAUCAUGAAUGUGCUAGCAUAAAUAGGAUAUAUGGAUUUUAUGAUGAAUGCAAAAGGAGGUAUAACAUAAAGCUUUGGAAGACAUUUACCGAUUGCUUUAAUUGUCUACCAAUAGCUGCAAUUAUCGAUGAAAAGAUCUUCUGUUGUCAUGGUGGCCUCAGUCCGGAUCUUCAGAGUAUGGAGCAAAUCAAAAGGAUCAUGAGACCCACCGACGUACCUGAUACUGGUCUUCUUUGUGAUUUACUUUGGUCUGACCCCGAUAAAGACGUUCAGGGUUGGGGUGAAAACGACAGAGGUGUGUCAUUCACCUUCGGUCCAGACGUCGUGUCCAAGUUCUUAAAUCGACACGACAUGGAUUUAAUAUGUAGAGCUCAUCAAGUUGUCGAAGAUGGUUACGAGUUCUUUGCUAAGAGACAAUUAGUCACCCUUUUUUCUGCUCCUAAUUAUUGUGGAGAGUUUGACAAUGCUGGUGGCAUGAUGAGCGUCGACGAAACUUUGAUGUGCAGUUUCCAGAUCUUGAAACCUUCAGAGAAGAAAGCAAAGUAUCAAUACGGUGGUAUGAAUACCGGCCAAGCAGGCAGACCAUCUACACCACAAAGAAAUCCUGCGAAAAAGAAAUGACAGCCUUCUGAUCCGAACGAACAAUUAGUAUUCUCUUUAUUGACAGUGCUGAAAGGUAAGGUUUGUCUAUUUACGAAAAAAGGUCGUACAGAUCCGACGGGACGAUAAUUUUAAUCGCAGAAACUUGUAAGGACUUAUUUUCACGUUUUUCAGCAUGAAGACGUCGAGCUCGAUCUAAUCUAUCCUAAUCCGUUAAUAUAAAAGAUAAAGUGUGCGUAAGAUUACUCUUACUUUUUAUGUUGAUUGCAUCUUAACGAGAUAAGCGGUGUAACUAAUUCACAAACGAUACGAUUAUUUCUUUUUCCCCCUCUUUUUUUUUCAUCGAACUAGGCGAGACUCGACGCCUACGUUCUAUGAAAAUAACUUGCAUUUUUCCAUACUGAAGAUAGUCCAAGAUAUAAUGGCGCAGAGAAAUAUAAGAGACAGAUCAACUUUAUUGCAAUAACUUUGUUGUUUGUUUUCAAUUAAUUUAUUGGAGAAUUUCUCCUACGUUAUUUUCCAAUUAUAAUACAUUAUAAAAUGAUAUAUUAAAUAUUUUUUUAAAUAUAUAUAUAUAUAUAUAUUUAUUUUUUAUUUUUUUUAUAAAUAUAUAUUUAAAGUUAUUGCAAAUAAAUUGUGUUAACAA
Messenger RNA from Vespa crabro (European hornet), 1775 nucleotides. RefSeq names its product serine/threonine-protein phosphatase PP1-beta catalytic subunit. NCBI's taxonomy places the organism in Eukaryota, Metazoa, Arthropoda, Insecta, Hymenoptera, Vespidae. Gene Ontology annotation, cellular component: cytoplasm; nucleus. Gene Ontology annotation, molecular function: protein serine/threonine phosphatase activity. The record is from RefSeq and is a predicted model, not a curated record. The transcript has 5 exons. Bases 131 to 1150 code for a protein of 339 amino acids.